This is a messenger RNA of Larimichthys crocea (large yellow croaker), 2919 nucleotides long. It is a transcript of the gene bsdc1, whose product is annotated as BSD domain containing 1. The coding region runs from base 65 to 1357 and encodes 430 amino acids. The transcript has 11 exons. NCBI's taxonomy places the organism in Eukaryota, Metazoa, Chordata, Actinopteri, Sciaenidae. The record is from RefSeq and is a predicted model, not a curated record. Gene Ontology annotation, cellular component: cytoplasm.
GUUUUUUCAAAGCCACGCAGCCGGGUGAGAGUUCAGUAAAUACUGAUGAUGUCAUCGUCUGAAGAUGGCUGAAGGAGAAGGCUGGUGGGGAGGCUGGCUUCAGCAGAGCUUCCAGGCCGUCAAAGACAAGUCAUCUGAGGCCUUAGAGUUCAUAAAGCGAGACCUGACAGAGUUCUCCACUGUGGUGCAACAUGACACGACCUGCUCAAUUGUUGCUACAGCCACCGCUGUCCGAAACAAGCUCGCGGUGGAAGGUUCGUCUGAGACCACAGAAAAGGUGAAGAAGAGCCUCUCUAGUUUCUUAGGAGUGAUAUCAGACACACUUGCUCCACCCCCGGAUAAAACCAUCGACUGUGAUGUGAUCACAUUGGUGGCAACGCCAGCAGGAACUACAGAGGUCUAUGACAGUUCUAAGGCGCGUCUCUACAGUUUGCAAGCUGACCCUGCUACAUACUGCAAUGAACCUGAUGGUCCUCCAGAGCAGUUUGACAACUGGCUGUCCAGCUUCAGUUUGGAAGAUAAGAAGGGAGAAAUCUCUGAGCUUUUGGUGAACAGUCCAUCUAUAAGAGCCCUUUACACCAAAAUGGUCCCGGCAGCUGUAGCCCAUUCAGAAUUCUGGCAGAGGUAUUUCUACAAAGUCUUCCAGUUGGACCAGGAGGAGGCCAGGAGAGUGGCACUGAAGCAGAGGGCAGAGCAGGCCACACACACAGAGACGCUGGGCUGGGAGGAAGAGGAGGAGGAUGACUUCCUCGGCGCGACAUCGUCAUCUCAGCUCGACUUUACACCCCCGCUGGACAACCGCUCAACCCAGCUGCCCACGACCUUGACAGGAACGACCCUGCUGAGCCCCGUGCUGUCUCCCAGCGACGAGCGCGAUGCCACCCUCUCUGUUAGCAGCGACAGCGUCAGCCUGCCAACGCAGGUGGAAGUGCGGCCGGAGCCCGUUGCCACGGAGCUUGCCAAGAAACUGACGGAAGCUAGAUUGGAAGAUGUCGCAGACAAGAAGCAAGAAGAGCAGAGGCCUGGAAAGAGUGACUUACCUCUCGAGGCUCAAGUGGAAGCUGUAACCCAGCCAGAGGUAACUGUUGAUGGGGCUUCAGCGCGGGCUUCAGCACCCACAUCUAAACCAGAAGCAGCAAAGGAGGAGGGGCCGCAGGACUUGAGAGUGUUUGAGCUUAAUUCUGACAGUGGGAAAUCUACGCCCUCUAACAAUGGCAAGAAAGGGUCCAGCACCGACGUGAGCGAGGACUGGGAGAAAGACUUUGACCUGGACAUGACAGAAGAAGAAGUCCAGAUGGCUCUCUCUAAAAUAGAAGCUUCUGGAGAGAUGGAUGAAGACUGGGAGAACUGGGAUUGAGAGCCACUCCAACACAAACUCUGUCCCGCCAUUAAAGCUAGUUCUCGGCAGACGAACCAUGCUUAACGUGUUUUAACUCUUUGUCCACACUGUCACCAUGUCAUGAUUGUCAGUAGGGGAUUUUCCGCCGGGUUUGGACCAUAUUGGUAAACCUGUUGAAAAGAGCAACGGUAAAGACCAAGGCAAUAAGAAUUUAACUGCUUUGUCAGUUUAGUGCAGAUAGGCCACUAGUGAGGGUAAUGACUCAGGACUUGGCUAUUUCUUGGGAAAACUUCUGACUUAAAAAGCAUAUGGCAGUAGUAAUAGACAAAGGUUGUAAUCCUUCUGACCCUUAAAGCUUAAGGACAAGCAGUAAAAAGUCAGAAUGUGAAAGGAGCUGUUUUUUUCCCCCGUUUUUCUUUAUGCCAUUAAAUACAUCAUGUAUGUUGCGAGCGUAUUUAAAGUUGGGCAAUGACUUAACUGCAGGCUGCAAAAUAGCCAUAAACUCUAAUGCUGCUUGUCACCUUUCUAAGAUGAAAUACUCCACAAGUGAUUUUUGAAUGGUGAUGAUCGAUCGAUUUAGUUCUACCUGUUUCUCUUUUGUCUCUCUCAUCUUUUAUUAUGCAAGUGAAUCUUCAAAAUGAGAAAAAAAAUAUACAUAUAUAUAUUUUGGCCUUCAUUCAUAGAGCACCUUUCAUUUUGGAUUCACUCCCAACUCUAGAUAUAUGGCCUUGUAAAAUACACAGUAGUGUAAUGAUGUUCUCCAAAUGUUUUUGCUACGAGUCCGUCAUCUGAAACACAGCCGGCUAAUGUGUCAUCGUCACUUCUUUUCCCCCGCGAUUCAUUGGAGUAUGUCCGCUCGUUGCAGGCUACAUGUCGUUUUCUGUCACUUUCAAGUGUUUCACUUCUUUACAUUGUUUAUCCGUCUUUUUCGGGUAGAGGGAAUUCAUUAAUUGUUACUCGUUAAGAGGGCAGUCACAUCUGACUUAAUAAAGACAAUUCAAACUGGUCCUGGUGUCACAAAACCAGAUUCUUUGGCUUUAUAUUGAGGACAGCAUCUCUUGUUAUUUACUUAAAUAGGAGAAUAUGACAUGUUUGGAAGAAAACAGCUCAGCAGGCAGUGUGCCAAGUAGACCAAGGAGCAACAUGAGCAUGCUCCAUGCUUUCUUGAUUUUUAUUUUAUUUUAAUUUUUUUCAUCAUCUGUAACGUAACUGAGAAAAAGUAAUCCUAGAUAUGUAAUAUUUAUACUAAAAUAAAUGCUUAAUUAUUGUAUUAUGUGCUUUGGAUUGCAUGUCUGUGCAAUAACAUGCAAAACAUUGUGCAGAUGGUUACUGUUGAGUUGUAUGUUUUUUGUUUAAUUUUUUUUUUUUUUCUUGGGCUGUUCUUCAGGACUUUUGUGUUCAGACGAUGUGUUGCAUGUCUAUAAUUCUCAGCUGUGUAUUCCCUUCAGAUUGACACUUUGAACUAAUCAAAGUUAUUCUACACACAUUCAAAGCUAUCAAGUUCCUUUUUUCUUUUUUGUUAAGUCAAGUAUUCACUAUAUUUUUCAAAUGAUCAUUGUCAUUAAAGGAUUCAUGGCUAA